UCCUCACUGGUAGAAACCGGUACUGCAUUGCACCAAGUAGAGAUGUCGAGCAAGCUGGAUUCUAAAAAAUCUGAUAACAUUUUUAAUGACAGUGGAAAUGGACAAGCUCUCAUGAACUCCGCAUAUCAAAACACUACAGUCAAGUCUAAAGUCGAUUUUAUCUAUGACGCUGUUCCUUCCAGAAGUAAAAAUGACAUACUCUUAGUCUUGCAGUCGUGCGAUUACAAUGUUGAUGCAGCUAUUUCUAUUUUUUCUCAAGGUCGAGCUGACGAUAUCUUGAACCAAUGGAGCCAUAAAGUGAAAAAAUCCAAGGAUGGAAAUAAAAAGAAGCGAAACAAAAAGAAACAGGUUUCUGUGAAUGUACAGGAUGUUGAAACAAAAACAGAAGAAGAGAAGAAUCCUGGGGAACAACUAAUGCUAGACAAGGCUGAACCAUCUGUUGCAAAAGGUCUAGGCGCAUCAGAAUGUGCCACAAAGCCUCCAAUCCCAACCAAUCUCAAUUUAAAUACCAACAAUGAAGCGUCAGUUUGUCCACAACAAACAGAUAUGAAUGGAAUUUCUACCUUGAGUUCCAAUAGCUCAUUAAGUUCUGAUCCAGCAACACCAAGCGAUGACCCAGUGGCAUUGCCCAGUAAACCAAAUGACCACCCAAAUCACUCAUCUUCACAUCAUCAUAAAACUAAUAAACACCAUCACCAUCCAAAAACUGAGAAGCUGAGCCCGACCACCAGCAUUGAUGCCUUGAAGAAGACAACCAAAGAUCUGACAAGAUCGAGCUUUUCUCUUGGUCGAUACCAACUUGUUCUGGAAGAGGAAUGUGAACUUUCAUUAAAGAGGAUGACUAAAACAUUUGAAAACAUUAGAAAAAGCAUUGAUGAAAGACAAGCAACACUCAGCAAGGCUUUGGAAGAAUUCAAGGAAGAAGCAGUAAAACUACUUCAACAACGUGCAGAAGAUGCUGCAGCUCUGAAGUUGAAAACCGAAAGAGUGCACAGCAUGUCAGAAGAUCAAAUUGCUCUCCUAAGAGCUGACAUUAAGAACUUUGUUGCUGAGAGAAAAAUUGACGAAGAACUGGCACAAACAAAACGUUUCAUAUGUGACGAAGAAAAUUUCUUGCAGGGAAUAAAGACAUUUGGUGAAGUUGUUCCCAUCAAAAGCACCUAUACUCCCGUAGUACUGAACCACCCAAUGCCUUCAACAACUCCAAAACACUCUUUUGCCAAGACUCAGUCGUAUAGGUUUACUCCCGUAGUACUGGACCACCCAUCGUCUUCAACAACACAGAAACCCUCUUCUGCCAACACUCAACCGUCGCUCGUAAACCAUCCCUCUACAGUGCUUGAUCACCCAACGUCUUCAACAACACAAAAACCCUCUUCUGCCAAGACUCAACCGUCCCUCGUAAACCAUCCCUCUACAGUACUGGAUCGCCCAUCGUCUUCAACAACACAGAUACCCUCUUCUGCCAACACUCAACCGUCGCUCGUAAACCACCCCUCUAAAGUAGUGGACCACCCAACGUCUUCAACAACACACAAACCCUCUUCUGCCGACACUCAACCGUCGCUCGUAAACCAUCCCUCUACAGUACUGGAUCACCCAACGUCUUCAACAACACACAAACCCUCUUCUGCCGACACUCAACCGUCGCUCGUAAACCAUCCCUCUAAAGUAGUGGAUCACCCAACUUCUUUAAUAACACAGAACCCCUCUUCUGUCAACACUCAGCCGUCCCUCGUAAACCAUCCUUCUGAAGUCAAACUACCAAACACAACUCAACCAUCAAAUGCUGCAAAGGUCUCAGAGACAUCAGUUCUUCCGAAGAAACCAGAACCAACACCUUCAGCAACAAGACGACACCCCAUUGCAGCAACGUCUGGUCGUCCUCCAAAAAUCCAGUCCUUGAUAUCUUCAGCAAUGGCGAAGACCACUAUUGCUGUUGGAAACUUUCAAGGCGCAGAAGAUAUACAUUCAAAACUAAAAGAAGAUGCCAAAAAACAGGGUGUUUUCAGUCAAAACGAAUCAAAAAAAGAAAACCCAAAUCAGGAGCACAGACAGCAACACUCAAGACAAACCACAGCUCCAUAUCAGCAAGGAAAACAACAACCCAAAAGAACGCAAGAACCACGACCACGGCGACCACAGUCGAGCCGCCAAGGCAGCAGAUCAAACCAAAGACAUAAGAAAGACGAGAAAACUUCCGAUAGAAAGCCGAACGAGACGUCUCAAACGGACGAAGCGAGAGCAAAAAUGAACCAGCGUAGUUCCUCUGCGCAAAAUGAGAAAAGGAAAGAGGGAAGCGAAGUAAAUCAUAGGUCGACAGAAGGAAGACAGUCGAACCCGCCUCGGGAAGGAGAGAAUAAACGUCCACCGCGAAGAAGAAGAAGAAGAGGCGGAAGGGAUAAUAGGCUGAGUGGAGAAGAACCAGCUAAAGAAGCUUCAGAAGCGAGUGCAGAAAAGGAUAAUGAUUCUAAGCAGAGUGGAGAAGAACCAGCUAAAGAAGCUCCAGGAGCAAGUGCAGAAAAGGAUGAUUCUAAGCAGAGUGUAGAAGAACCAGCUAAAGAAGCUUCAGAAGCGAGUGCAGAAAAGGAUUACGAUUCUAAGCAGAGUGGAGAAGAACCAGCUAAAGAAGCUUCAGAAGCGAGUGCAGAAAAGGAUUACGAUUCUAAGCAGAGUGGAGAAGAACCAGCUAUUGAAGAAGCUCCAGAAGCGAGUGCAGAAAAGGAUAAUGAUUCUAAGCAGAGUGGAGAAGAACCAGCUAUUGAAGAAGCUCCAGAAGCGAGUGCAGAAAAGGAUGAUUCUAAGCAGAGUGGAGAAGAACCAGCUAAWGAAGCUUCAGAAGCGAGUGCAGAAAAGAAUUACGAUUCUAAGCAGAGUGGAGAAGAACCAGCUAUUGAAGAAGCUCCAGAAGCGAGUGCAGAAAAGGAUUACGAUUCUAAGCAGAGUGGAGAAGAACCAGCUAAAGAAGCUUCAGAAGUGAGUGCAGAAAAGGAUUACUAUUCUAAGCAGAGUGGAGAAGAACCAGCUAAAGAAGCUUCAGAAGCGAGUGCAGAAAAGGAUUACGAUUCUAAGCAGAGUGGAGAAAAACCAGCUAUUGAAGAAGCUCCAGAAGCGAGUGCAGAAAAGGAUUACGAUUCUAAGCAGAGUGGAGAAGAACCAGCUAUUGAAGAAGCUCCAGAAGCGAGUGCAGAAAAGGAUAAUAAUUCUAAGCAAAGUGGAGAAGAACCAGCUAUUGAAGAAGCUUCAGAAGCGAGUGCAGAAAAGGAUAAUGAUUCUAAGCAGAGUGGACAAGAACCAGCCAUUGAAGAAGCUUCAGAAGCGAGUGCAGGAAAAGAUAAUGAAUUUAAGCAAAGUGGAGAAGAACCAGCUAAAGAAGCUCCAGAAGCAAGUGUAGAAAAAGAGUCUGUGUCUGACGUCAAGAAUGGACAGAGCACGAAUGACGGAAGCCACGUCGAAGAAACAUCUGAUAACAAAGAGGAAAAUGCAGAAUACGAGAAUGAAAUAAUCGUUGAAAAUAAAUCAGUAGAUGGAGCACUUCCUCAGCGGUCGCCUAGAACUCGAAACCGAAGGAGACUUCGAGGACGGGAAAAAGAUAGCUCGGAACAAGCUGCAUCGCAACAGGUGAAUGAUGGUGCAAGCAAUGGGUUAGUAAACAACCACGCUACUAGUGAGGAAGAGAGAAAAGAGAUAGCUGGUAAAGAAGAGAAAAUCGCCAAACUCACUCCCGUUGUCGACCAGCCAUUGAUAAAUGGACAUAGUGAUGCUCGCGAGAAGAAAACUGCGAAGCAAGAAAAUGGUGAGAAAGAAAAUAUAGAAAUCAAUGGAUUUACUACAAGCAACGGAAAUGGUGACGAUUGUAUGGUUGGUAGAUGACAAUAAGCUGCAUGGAUUUCCAUUUCAAUUAAUUCAAAUAAAAUCUCCAAUAUUAUCGUAGGGAAUUAAUAUAUAUUCACUACUCAUUUCGACCCUUUGCCUUUAAAGGCAAUGAAUUCAAAUAUCGUUUUUGUCCGCAAUUUUUCAAAUUUUCGCGUUUCGAAUGCUUUUAUAGUUGCAUUGGGCAAUGUAUCCAGGAAAAAAUGUCUGAUAGUACUUAGAUAAAUUGAGGUACUCUCAGUUUUAUAUAGUCAAGAAAAAAAUCCAUGCAGGUUUUUAUUAUUGUGCAGUAUAUAUAUACCUAUUCGUCGAGGCUCAUUAAUUUUGGUUCGCAAGAGCACUGGAAAUUUUAAAAUGACAAAGCAGUGUUUAGAAUUCCGCAGUUGAACUGUUUGACACGUUAGAGCAGAUUUUGUCUGAACGAAAAAAAAGCUAAACUAAAUUUUCCUUGAAAUUUAAUGGCUUCCUUAUUAAAUUGCUGUGAUUGGGUAAUAAAUGUAUUCGAGCUCAAUGAUUGGUUCAAAAUAGAAGCCAUUUCUAUUUUUUUACUCAUACAAAAUCUUCCUUUAAUUUCACUUGCUUUUUGUCGUUGUCAUUUUAUUUAUGUCAUUUUUUCGGAAAUAGGUAUAUAAAAAUGAAUUUAUGAAUAUAUUAUUCGGUACCUUUGUGUGAAAGCACUUUAAUUAUCAUAAUCAAAUAAAUUUUAAUAUAUUCUCUAUGCAAUUUAUAUGAGAAAUGCUUGAAAGUCGAGCAGAAUUAUAUCAAAUAUUUGUUGUAAAGAGAAAAAAAAGUAUUGAAUUUCUUGUGAAAAAAAAAAAAGCACGAUAAGUAGUUACGGGAAAACGAAAUAAAAGGGGGUUCGUACUCAGGUGAA
Molecule: messenger RNA, 4747 nt
Organism: Actinia tenebrosa (Australian red waratah sea anemone)
Lineage: Eukaryota; Metazoa; Cnidaria; Anthozoa; Actiniaria; Actiniidae
Cellular component (GO): cytoplasm
Source: RefSeq, a predicted model, not a curated record